This is a messenger RNA of Aureobasidium melanogenum CBS 110374, 1746 nucleotides long. RefSeq lists its product as uncharacterized. The transcript is spliced from 2 exons. Bases 1 to 1746 code for a protein of 581 amino acids. Gene Ontology annotation, cellular component: nucleus. The record is from RefSeq and is a predicted model, not a curated record. Gene Ontology annotation, biological process: positive regulation of transcription by RNA polymerase II. Gene Ontology annotation, molecular function: zinc ion binding; DNA-binding transcription factor activity, RNA polymerase II-specific; transcription cis-regulatory region binding. NCBI's taxonomy places the organism in Eukaryota, Fungi, Ascomycota, Dothideomycetes, Dothideales, Saccotheciaceae.
AUGUCACCAACUCGUAGCACUGGCACGCGUCGAAACCCUGAAUGCUGCUGGACGUGUACACUCCGUCGAAAGAAGUGCGAUGGAAAAAAGCCAACGUGCGAUGCGUGCGAUUCACGUAGUAUUACUUGCCAUGGCUUUGGUGACCGACCCGAAUGGAUGAACAAUACAGACACUCGGCAAGCUGAAUUGAAGAAGAUCAAAGAUGCUGUCAGGCAGAACAACAAACGCAAGAGAGCAACGUCACGGGCACGGUCAGAAGAACGCAGCGGAAGGCAAGCACGACUGUCGGAUGUGGACAAUGCAUCGACCGAAGAUCAUAUUGCACAGUACGACUGGGCUGAUGCCCCGCCUGAGAUCUCAGAACCACCCUUUGAGCUUUCAGAAGAGAAUAUGCAACCCCAAAGCCUCGAGCAAGCUUCGAGCCGCCCAUCCUCAAUAGCGCCGAGUCCAAGCGCGACUACUUACUUUCGCUUCGGAUUCCAUCGAGAAGCAGAGUUGUUGAUGCACUACUUGGAUCAUGUCUUUGCACUUCAGUUCCGAUUCUAUUCUCCAUCUAUACAAAGUGGUGGCAGAGGUUGGCUGUUGUGGCUGCUAACAGAGACGAAACCACUAUAUCACGCGGCCCUCAGUCUAGGAGCAUUGCACCAGCACUCGCUACUUGCUCGUUCGGCCCGAGGAAAUCACUACCAUGAUACUUUGAAUGAACUUAAUGAGCAUCACAAUCGUGCUCUGCAAGAGCUUCAGAUAUUCUUGCAGAGCAGCUAUGAAGUCUCUGCUGCAGGUCGAAAGAGAAGGCUGCAGAUUCUUGCUUGUGGUGUACAGUUCAUCAGCUUUGAACUCUUUCGUGGCGGGACAAGUCAAUGGCAGGUUCAUCUUGAUGCGUUGGCUACGGUGGUUCGCGGUAUGCCGUUCAUGAAUUCCACAGAUACUGGCCCGUCUCCUGGAAAUCUCACACCAGUCACCCCAAGCGAGCUCGAGCCCCAUCGUCUGGAAGAUAAUGCUGAACACUUUCUUGUGGGAGCUGUGCUAUGGUUCGACAUAUUGUCUUGUGCCUCUACAAGCGAUGCUCCCCGUCUUCACUCAGAAGCUGUUGGUCUGUUGCAAGGACAAAUCGACCUAGCAAAUAUCAUACCCUGCCAACCAUGGGUCGCCUUGGCCAUGAAUGAUAUUGCGGCGCUCAGUGCUUGGAAAAUAGAUGCAGUCUCAGCCUGCAGUCUGAGCUUUUGGAAGCUGUUUGAGAAAGCUGAUCCCAUUCGGAAACGAUUAGGUGACGGGAUCGCUGGCCUACGCACAGAGAUCGAUGAUUCACUUGCCGCGCUAGGCAUUUCCCAUUUCGGGAUGGGUGCUUAUCUACGAGCAAUAACCCUAGUAUUUGCGUACGCCGCUCAAGUCUAUCUCAACACUAUCAUCUCAGGAGCCGACCCGAAGCUCGAUGACGUUCGAAAUAGUGUCAUCGACACAAUGAAUGCUCUGCAAGAAUUGCAACUUAUCUGCGAUGCCCAAGCUUUAAGGAAUCUUAUCUGGCCAAUCUGCAUUGCAGGUAGUAUGGCUGAGGACGUGCCGACUCAAACAUAUUUUCGGAGCCUGAUUGAAGACUUAGGCGAAGAGGCACACGCUUUCGGCAACACUACGACAACUCUACAGAUCAUGCAGAAGUGCUGGACCUCGCGCGACAAAAACAGAUCGGGGUCAUGGGACUGGACUACCGCUAUGCAGGCUUUGGGUCAACGUGUGCUUCUCGUUUGA